This is a messenger RNA of Dioscorea cayenensis subsp. rotundata (Guinea yam), 456 nucleotides long. RefSeq names its product 16 kDa phloem protein 1. The coding region runs from base 1 to 456 and encodes 151 amino acids. The transcript is spliced from 5 exons. NCBI's taxonomy places the organism in Eukaryota, Viridiplantae, Streptophyta, Magnoliopsida, Dioscoreales, Dioscoreaceae. The record is from RefSeq and is a predicted model, not a curated record.
AUGAAGUAUGGAGUUUUGGAAGUUCUACUAGUUAGUGGGGAGGGCUUAAAGAAGACCCAUUUGCUAGGAUCAUCAAGCCAGUAUGUGGUUAUGCAAUGUGGGACUAAGACUUGCACAAGCAAAACUUCAACCGGAAAAAAUGAGAAAGUUUGGUGGAAUGAGAAAAUCACAUUCAAGCUCCCAUCAUCACAAUGGAAAGCUUUAACUCAACUCAGAAUAACAGUAAUGGAGAAGGACAAAUUCACACAUGACCUUCCAAUUGGUGAAGCAAUAGUUCAUUUGAGGGCCAUCUUGAGAGAAGGAGAAAAGAAAGGUCACAUGGAACUCAAGCCAGCUCCAUACAAUGUUGUUCUUAAAGAUGGUUCAUAUGAGGGAGAACUCAAACUUGGCUUCAAGUUCAUCUCAAAUGUAGAUGCAGAAUUUUUAGAUGAUGAGAAGAAUUUUCGACGAGGUUAA